AUGGCAUCACUCAACGGCGCCCCCGCGGACACUGUCGCGCCCGGCCAUGCCGACACAUCCAUUACCAAGGAGGGCUUCAAGAUCACGACGCGCAAACUGCCAAUCCUCAAGGCGGGGCCCAUUGAAGAAAUGACCAAAAAGUUGGGGAUUGCGCCACCAGAAAUGAUCUUUGGCGACAACAUGGUUCGGAUCGAUCAUGAACAGAGCGGCUGGUAUAUCGAGUUCAAUGCCUUUGACGCGCUGGACCGAGUCGACAAGACGGGCGAGAACAUGUUCAAGGUCGCCUAUUCCAAGGAAUGGCAGCAGAACCGGCAAAAGCAGUUUGAAGACAUCAAAGAAGUUGUCAAGCCCUUUGACUGGUCCUACAGCACCGACUACAAGGGCACCACCCCCUUGGCACCCGCAUUCGAGCCGACUGAGACGCAAAUACCCCUCGCCCUGCUCAAGCGUCCCGACCCGAUACACUUCUUCGAUGAGCUCGUGCUUUACGAGGACGAACUGGCUGACAACGGCAUUGCCAUGCUCUCUUGCAAGGUGCGCGUCAUGCCCCAGCGCCUGCUCUUACUUGUUCGCUUCUUCAUGCGCCUGGACGACGUGGUUUUCAGAAUCCGAGACACUAGGAUAUUCAUCGAGUUCGCAGACAAGGUCAUCUUGAGGGAGUAUACGGCGAGGGAAGAGAAGUACGAAGAGGUACGGAAGAAGUUGGCCGGCAGGAAAGAAGAUGUACUGGCUGCCAUGCGGGAUCCAAAUCGGUUGACCGAACAUGUACCUAUCGUUGAGCACAAACUAGAAGGACUACAACUAAACUCUUGUCACAUGAGAUACCAGAAUGCCAGCCUGUCUGGUACAGCACAUCAGCAGGUUCAUGCACGGUCGACUCUGUGCGUCGGCACAUACAGUCCGACUGAUCGGCCGAGCGUUCUCGAAAUGAUCAACAGUCGCUUGUAUACGGCCCCUUUUGCACAAGAUAACGAUCAUUUCUACGCUAACUGGUCCAUUCGACAUCACAAUGACCGGCCGUCCUUGACACACACUCGGAACCAAGCAAUGCAAUUAUUGUCAAUUUCCUGGGUCGUGGAGAUUCCCCUUUGCAAAUUCAGUCUUUUUCGACCCAGAAUUUAUUCUAUUGUGACACGCAUAAUGGCUUCCAACUCUUACGGCGAGGGCCUAUUUUCCUCUGGCCAUUCAUCACAACAACAUGACGGUUGCUCACAAAUAAACAAGGAGGAGGUAGUGCCCCUCGAACAGGUUGAUACCUCCACUUCCUCCGAAUCCUCACACACACGACAUGGAUCCAACGACGAGUCGAAAAGGGUCAAGAGAGUGGGAACAUCAUCUUCAGCCGACCAAAGGGCCUCAAUGGGUCUGCAACGUCGGAUGACCCGGUCAGAAAUUGAUGAAGACGGAAGGCGAGAACUAGUACGUAUCUUCACAACAGCGUCUGCAAACGUCACCAGGCAAUUAAGCGUUCCGGCGCCAAAUGACCCAGCGGUAGACCCCAGCAGCGAUGCUUUCGAUCUCUCCAAGUUUUUGAACAUGCUCCGUCACCAGCUUGAGGGAGAAGGCAUUGAGAUGAAGAAGCUCAGUGUCGCGUUCAAAAACCUGAACGUUUUUGGUUCUGGAAAUGCUCUUCAACUCCAACAGACUGUUGCAGAUGUGUUCAUGGCCCCCUUUCGGGCUAAGGAAAUUUUUGGAAAGACUGAGCGCAAGCAAAUCUUGCAUUCAUUCAACGGUCUAAUCCGGGCUGGCGAGCUCUGCAUUGUGCUCGGUCGACCCGGCUCGGGUUGUUCUACGCUGUUGAAGGCACUUACUGGCGAACUACACGGUCUCGAUACGGACGAUUCAGUAAUUCACUACAACGGUGUCCCCCAGAAUCGUAUGAUCAAGGAAUUCAAGGGUGAAAUGGUAUACAACCAGGAGGUCGACAGGCACUUCCCUCACUUGACCGUCGGCCAGACUCUGGAAUUCGCUGCAGCUGUCCGAACACCAUCAAAUCGCCCAGGCGGAGCGAGUCGUGAUGAAUUCGCCCAAUUCAUGGCCAAGGUUGUCAUGGCUGUCCUUGGACUUACACACACAUACAACACCAAAGUUGGAGAUGAUUUUGUACGCGGAGUCUCUGGUGGCGAGCGCAAGCGUGUCUCCGUUGCUGAGAUGCUGUUGGCCGGAGCUCCUUUGGCUGCGUGGGACAACUCAACUCGUGGUCUCGACUCGGCUACAGCAUUGAAGUUUGUCAACUCUCUAAGAGUCGGCUCCGACUUGACUGGAGGUGCAGCUGCGGUUGCCAUCUACCAAGCUAGUCAAAGUGUCUACGACUGCUUCGACAAAGCCACAGUUCUCUACCAAGGGCGCCAGAUCUACUUUGGCCCUGCUGACGAAGCUAAGGGAUUUUUUGAGCGACAAGGAUGGUACUGCCCACCUCGACAGACCACGGGAGACUUCCUCACAGCUGUCACCAAUCCAGAAGAGCGAAAGCCCCAAAAGGGUAUGGAAAACAAGGUUCCUCGUACCCCUGAGGAAUUCGAGAAGUACUGGCUCGAAUCCCCAGAGUACCAGGCCUUGCUGGAAGACAUUGCCGAUUUCGAGGCGGAGCAUCCAAUCAACGAGCACGCUACUCUUGAGCAACUUCGUCAACAGAAGAACCACCUCCAGGCCAAGCAUACUCGCCCCAAGUCGCCUUACCUUAUAAGCGUUGCCCUACAGAUCAAACUCAACACGCGACGAGCCUACCAGCGCAUCCGUGGUGAUAUCGCUUCGACUGCAGUGCAAGCCGUGCUCAACCUCAUCAUCGCCCUCAUUGUCGGUUCCAUGUUCUACGGCCAAUCUUCAGGCACCUCCUCAUUCCAAGGACGUGGUGGCACCAUCUUCCUCGCCAUCCUAUUCAGCGCCCUGACAUCUCUUGGUGAAAUCGCCGGUCUGUAUUCCCAACGCCCUAUAGUCGAGAAACACAAUUCGUACGCCUUUUACCAUCCGGCUUCCGAAGCCAUUGCUGGAAUUGUCGCAGAUUUACCGGUCAAGUUCGCACAGGCUGUGGUUUUCAAUAUCAUUCUGUACUUUAUGGCUGGCCUGCGAAGGACGGCUGGGCAGUUCUUCAUCUACUUUAUGAUUACGUACAUGUCCACUUUUAUCAUGGCCGCCAUCUUCCGGACGACCGCCGCAGUUACUCAGACGGCGGCACAGGCCAUGGCGGGAGCUGGUAUGUUGGUGUUGGUCCUAGUCAUCUACACUGGUUUCGUCAUUCGCAUUCCGCAGAUGCCUGACUGGUUUGGCUGGAUCAGAUGGAUCAAUCCCAUCUUCUACGCUUUCGAGAUUCUGCUUGCCAACGAGAUGCAUGGAGUUGACUUUCCCUGCGACUCGCUUGCACCGUCAGGACCUGGCUAUUCGCCCGAGGGCAACAACUUCAUCUGCAACGCACCAGGCGCAGUUGUUGGACAAAGGUUUGUCAACGGUGACCGCUUUCUUGAAGUCUCCUACCGGUAUUCCUGGAGCCAUGUGUGGCGCAACUUUGGUAUUCUCUGGGCAUUCUUGAUCUUCUUCAUGGUCACGUACUUUUUUGCUGUCGAGAUCAACUCUUCUACAACCAGCACCGCCGAGCAGCUCGUCUUCCGCCGUGGACACGUUCCAGCUUACAUGCAACCUCAAGGCCAAAAGUCAGACGAAGAAUCAGGUCAAUCUAAGCCGGAAGUAGCGGAAGGAGCUGGCGAUGUCAGCGCCAUCGAGGAGGCAAAGGGUAUUUUCACAUGGCGAGACGUUGUCUAUGACAUUGAGAUAAAGGGUGAGCCCAGACGUCUACUGGAUCAUGUCUCUGGAUAUGUAAAGCCUGGUACUAUGACUGCACUCAUGGGUGUUUCUGGAGCUGGAAAGACGACACUUCUCGAUGCUCUCGCCCAGCGCACAACCAUGGGCGUCAUUACCGGCGACAUGUUUGUCAACGGCAAGCCCCUUGAUCCUGCAUUCCAACGUUCCACCGGCUAUGUGCAGCAACAGGAUCUACAUCUCGAAACCUCUACUGUUCGCGAGGCAUUGCAGUUUUCCGCUAUGCUUCGACAGCCCAAGAAUGUCAGCAAGCAAGAGAAAUUCGACUAUGUCGAGGAGGUCAUCAAGAUGCUCAACAUGUCUGACUUUGCCGAGGCUGUUGUUGGUGUUCCAGGCGAGGGUCUCAAUGUUGAACAGCGUAAGCUUCUGACUAUCGGUGUUGAACUCGCAGCAAAGCCCAAGCUUCUUCUGUUCCUCGACGAGCCCACGUCUGGUCUUGACUCUCAGAGUUCCUGGUCCAUUGUCGCCUUCCUCCGCAAACUCGCCUCAGCUGGCCAAGCCAUCCUCUGCACCAUCCAUCAGCCCAGCGCCAUCCUCUUCCAAGAAUUUGACCGCCUCCUCUUCCUCGCCCGCGGCGGCAAAACCGUCUACUUUGGCGAGCUCGGCGAAAACUCCCGCACCCUCCUCGACUACUUCGAGUCCAACGGCGCCCGAAAAUGCGGCGAAGACGAGAACCCCGCAGAGUACAUGCUCGAAAUCGUAAACGCCGGCAAAAACAACAAAGGUGAAGACUGGUUCAACGUGUGGAGAGCGAGUCAAGAAGCGCAAAACGUCCAGCACGAAAUCAACCAGCUCCACGAAUCCAAACGCAACGAAUCCGUCGACCUCGCCAGCGAAACCGGCUCCUCUGAAUUCGCCAUGCCGCUUGCCACCCAAAUCUACCAGUGCACAUACCGCAACUUCCAGCAGUACUGGCGCAUGCCCAGCUACGUCAUGGCGAAAUUCGGCCUCGGCGCCAUUGCCGGCCUCUUCAUCGGAUUCUCCUUCUACAAAGCAAACACCACACAGGCGGGCAUGCAAACCAUCAUCUUCAGCGUCUUCAUGAUCACCACCAUCUUCACGUCGCUGGUGCAGCAAAUCCACCCUCUGUUCGUGACCCAGCGCUCCUUGUACGAAGUGCGUGAGCGCCCCUCAAAAGCGUACAGCUGGAAGGCCUUCAUGAUUGCACACAUUUUCGUUGAGAUCCCUUACGGCAUCAUCGCGGGCCUCAUCACCUUCGCAUGUUUCUACUACCCGGUUGUCGGCGUGAAUCAAUCGAGCGAGCGCCAGGGUCUCGCAAUGCUCUUUUCCGUCCAGCUUCUACUCUUUACCUCCACCUUUGCCGCCAUGACCAUUUCCGCGCUGCCAAACGCUCAAACGGCAUCUGGCCUCGUCUCGUUGCUUACGCUCAUGAGCAUCCUGUUCAACGGUGUCAUGCAGCCGCCCAGCCAGCUGCCCGGGUUCUGGAUCUUCAUGUACCGCGUCAGUCCGUUUACGUAUUGGAUUGCCGGUCUCGUCAGUACCAUGUCGGCGGGACGCCCCGUCGUGUGUAGUGCGACCGAGGUGCUCAGGUUUGAUCCGCCGUCGAAUCAGACUUGUGGCGCGUACCUCAGUGCGUUUGCGGCGAGGACUGGCGGCGUCAUUCAAAAUCCCGAUGCUACGGCUGAUUGCCACUACUGCACGCUCAAGACUACAGAUCAGUUCCUUGCUGGCUCCAAGAUUUUUUACUCGGAGCGCUGGAGGAAUUUCGGCAUUGUUUUUGCGUUUGUUGUGUUUAAUGCUUUUAUGGCGGUUUUGACGUAUUAUUUGUUUAGGGUUGCGGAUUUGAGUGCGCUCAUGGGGAAGUUGAGGGGGUCGAAGAAGAAGGAGACGGCAGAGAAGACGGCAGAGAAGGCGGCGGCGCAGAGUGGACAGCCUGUUGGUGCUGUUUGA
This is a messenger RNA of Bipolaris zeicola 26-R-13, 5724 nucleotides long. RefSeq lists its product as uncharacterized. The transcript has 10 exons. The record is from RefSeq and is a predicted model, not a curated record. Gene Ontology annotation, biological process: transmembrane transport. Gene Ontology annotation, molecular function: ATP binding; ABC-type transporter activity; ATP hydrolysis activity. NCBI's taxonomy places the organism in Eukaryota, Fungi, Ascomycota, Dothideomycetes, Pleosporales, Pleosporaceae. Gene Ontology annotation, cellular component: membrane. The coding region runs from base 1 to 5724 and encodes 1907 amino acids.